AUGCGAUCACAGCAUGAAUCACAGACUUUCCGACUGCCACACCAUUCAUCCUCCAGUUCCAGUAGUUCUCCCCCACCUGCUAGUUGCAAGCGCAAUUCAUCAUCGGCGUCUCAGUCUGGCCCUGAACAUCCCUUAUUUGACUCAACAUAUCAUUCGUGCAGCCGGAGCAGAUCAGAGGGAGCUUCUGACAGUCGCACUCAGGCUAGUGGCGGUCGUGAUUUUGAUAUGGUGUUCAAUCCACCUGACUUGGAGGAUGUCAUUGAGGAUGGUCAUGGCAGCCAUCAUGAUUUUGAGUAUGAUGCACCACACGAUACCUUUGAGGAUCGGCAUUCUGCUGAGCCGCCGGCAGACUCUACAGGUGGCUUGGAUGUAGAUCAGCCUCCUGGUAGUAGUGCUAGUUCUGACAGCCAAGCUUGGAGUCGACCUCAGGUAACUAGGUCAUAUCAUCCCAUCAUUAACGGGAGAAUCUGCGAUGGUCAAAGGAAUCCCAUACCCCCAGAUGCUCCACCACCUCCACGCCCAUCAGAUCGUGGAUCUGACGACUGGACGCCAUACAACGAUCGUGUCGAGUUUGAAGUUGCUGAUUUCCUGUACCGUCGCAACCAAAUGUCUGCAGGCGAUAUUGAUUUUGUAUUCAAUCUGUGGGCAGCUUCAUUAGCAGCUCACGGUGAUACCCCGCCAUUCACAAACCACACCGACAUGUACGACACCAUCGAUUCAACUCCUCUCGGUGAUGUUCCCUGGCAAAGCUUCAGCUCGCAGUACAACGGAAUUUUACCUGACGACCCGUCUGAGUAUGAUGUAUGGUUCCAAGACCCUCGGCUCCUGGUUCACAACAUCAUAUCAAACCCGGAUUUCAAGGACGAAUUCGACUAUGCACCGCUACAGGAGUAUAGCAUUAGUGAUGGAGCGCAUCAAUUUCAGGACUUUAUGUCCGGCGACUGGUGUUGGAAACAGGCCGACUUAAUUGCGCAAGAUCCGGAUACAAUAGGAUCGAUGUUCGUCCCUAUUAUCCUUGGAAGUGACAAGACAACAGUCUCUGUCGCCACUGGCCAUAACCAAUAUUGGCCGGUCUAUAUGUCCAUUGGCAACAUCCGCAACAAUGUGCGGCGUGCACACCGCAAUGGUGUCGUACUACUUGGCUUCUUAGCCAUUCCAAAAGACACCAAGGAUGCACACUUCCGAAAGUUCCGCCGCCAGCUUCUACACUCGUCACUUGCAAAAAUGCUUGAAACCCUCAAACCUGGCAUGACCAAACCGGAGGUUGUCCGUUGCCCUGAUGGCCACUUUCGACGAGCUGUGUAUGGUCUUGGACCAUACAUAGCUGACUAUCCCGAGCAAGCACUGCUUGCAUGUAUUGUACAAAAUUGGUAUGCACCGACACCAGCAGACGGUCUCGAUGAAGGCACAUAUGGCCGACGUUCCCGCAAUCACACCGAAGUUUUGGUUGAGGAAUUCGAACUAGGUGUUCUGUGGGAUGAAUACGGCCUUGUUGGAGACAUUGUGCCAUUCACUAAUUACUUUCCACGCGCCGACAUACACGAGCUUCUCUCCCCAGAUAUCUUACACCAGCUCAUCAAGGGAGCGUUCAAGGACCACCUAGUUAGUUGGGUGCACGACUACAUCGAAGCUCAAUAUACAGAAGCCAACGCGAACAAGAUACUGGACGACAUUGACCGUCGCAUCGCUCUAGCUCCAGCGUUUGCAGGCCUUCGACGAUUUCCAGAGGGUAGAGGAUUCAAACAGUGGACUGGUGACGACUCAAAAGCUCUCAUGAAGGUCUAUAUACCUGCUAUCGAAGGUCAUGUACCCAAAGAGAUGGUACAGGCUUUGCGAGCGUUACUCGACUUCAUCUACAUCGCUCGCCGCAACAUCAUCAGCUCUAACAGCCUCGACGCAAUGGACGAUGCCUUGAAGCGUUUCCACAGGUACCGCAAGAUAUUCCGAACAUCCGGUGUUCGACCCAGAGGAUUUAAUCUCCCUCGACAACAUUCACUCAUCCAUUACCAUAAGCUCAUUCGAGCGUUCGGCGCACCAAAUGGGCUUUGUUCGUCUAUAACAGAGUCCAAACACAUUAAAGCCGUCAAGGAGCCAUGGCGCCGGUCGAGUCAUUUCGAGGCUCUCAGUCAAAUGUUACUUACCAAUCAGCGUCUCGACAAGCUAGCCGCUUCACGCGUUGAUUUUGAUGAGCCUUUUGGAUGCUACCAUCAUGCAACUAAUGAUGGCGAAGGUAGUGCAGACGAGGGUGAGGGUAACACCAAUGCUGAGCCUGAUGCUGAUGCUGUUGAUGGGCCAAUGGUCCUUGCCCAUGUUGACCUGGCGAAGACAGCUGGUAACUCUGACUCCUCCCGGUCUGCACUUCCUGAGAUCUACGAAAAGAUCACACUGUACACUUCAGCCGUGGCCACCUUCUUUGCUCCUAGCGAUUUAUCGGGGAUUGGCGGUAUGCGCUACGAGCGUAUUCGCGCUGUAGAUACGUGGAGAAAUGGCCCUGGGCGCUAUGAUUGUGUCUUUGUUAGCACUGAUUCGUCUGCCGAUGGCAUGCGCGGCCUCAACAUUGCUCGAGUGAGACUAUUUUUUUCUUUGAAGCAUGAUGGUAUCACGUACCCUUGUGCACUUGUACAGUGGUUCAAACGUGUGGCUGACUCCCCAGAUGAAAUUACGGGAAUGUGGGUUGUAGAGCCGGAGCUUCUUGAAGAUGGAGCACGCUGUGUGUCUGUCAUCCACCUUGAUAGUAUAUUUCGUGCGGCCCACCUUAUACCAGUAUUUGGGGGCGACUUUGUGCCAACCAAUCUCACUUACUCGCAGACACUCGACGCUUUUUGCACUUAUUAUGUCAACAAUUUCAUUGAUCAUCAUGCAUAUGAGAUCGCAUUUUGA
Suillus discolor is the source of this 2880-nucleotide messenger RNA. RefSeq lists its product as uncharacterized. Bases 1 to 2880 code for a protein of 959 amino acids. The transcript is spliced from 11 exons. The record is from RefSeq and is a predicted model, not a curated record. NCBI's taxonomy places the organism in Eukaryota, Fungi, Basidiomycota, Agaricomycetes, Boletales, Suillaceae.